AUGGGGGCUUGCCUGGGAAAACCUGCAAAACUUGCUCAUGCUUCUUCAGGACAAUUUUCUGAUAAUAAGAGGUCAAGUGUCAGUACAGAAUCAAACCAUUUGGGUUCUUCGAACCAGCAAAAUCACUCGGGCACCUUAUGCAAUGCGGUCUUAGCUUUGAAAGGCCUCUCGAGCAACCUCAAAUCGUUCACCCUAAGUGACCUCAAGAACGCCACUAAGAACUUCCGGUCGGAUAGCCUUCUUGGGGAAGGUGGGUUCGGUUAUGUGUUCAAAGGAUGGAUAGACGAGCACACGCUUGCCCCGAGCAGGCCUGGGAGCGGCAUGGUUGUGGCCGUCAAGAAGCUCAAGCCAGAAAGCUUUCAGGGCCACAGGGAAUGGCUUACAGAAGUUAACUACUUGGGCAUGCUAAGCCACCAAAACCUAGUAAAGCUAAUUGGCUACUGUUCAGAAUCUGAGCAUAAGCUUCUAGUCUACGAGUACAUGUCGAAAGGAAGCUUAGAGAAUCAUCUUUUUAGAAAAGGAGUGCAACUCAUGCCUUGGGCAGUACGGAUGCGAAUUGCGGUCGAUGUUGCUAGAGGAUUAUCCUUCUUGCAUAGCUUAGAUGCCAAUAUAAUCUACCGGGACUUGAAGGCAUCCAAUGUGCUUCUCGACUCGGAAUUCAAUGCAAAGCUUUCGGACUUUGGGCUCGCUAGGGAAGGUCCCAAAGGAGACAGAACUCAUGUUUCAACCCGGGUUGUUGGCACUCGAGGCUAUGCUGCCCCAGAAUAUGUAGCAACAGGUCACCUGACUCCAAAGAGCGACGUGUACAGCUUUGGGGUCGUUUUGCUCGAGCUUCUAUCUGGAAAACGGGCCAUGGGGGAUGACAAUGCCGGGGGAGCAGAAGAAACCCUAGUGGACUGGGCAAAACCAUUUUUAAGUGAUGGUCGGAAAGUGUUGAGAAUCAUGGACUCGAGAUUGGGCGGUCAGUACUCAAAGAAGGGGGCCCAAGCUGCAGCAGCCCUCGCACUCCGGUGCCUUCACAUAGACGGUAGAAACCGGCCAUCCAUGACGGAGGUUCUGGCGUCACUCGAGCAGCUCCAGGCAUUGGGAAACACGCCUAGGAUUUUACCUCAUGCUAACAGGGAAAACUGUAUGAACGAGAAAAUGAGCCCUCGUAGGACUACAAGAGGCGUAAGGCAAUCAAGGUAG
Striga hermonthica is the source of this 1188-nucleotide messenger RNA. The record is from the annotation of a GenBank genome assembly. NCBI's taxonomy places the organism in Eukaryota, Viridiplantae, Streptophyta, Magnoliopsida, Lamiales, Orobanchaceae.